UUUCACUCUUAGCCAAUAAAUCCCUCACUGACCUGUCCAGACUCCCUAUAAGAGGCCGAGCAGACAUCCAGAGACACAGAAGAAUCUCUCCUCUGAACUGAGAAGCAUCUUGCAUCAUCUGAAAAUGAGAGUGCUCAGUGUCGUCCUUGUUUUGGUGCUGUGUGGGUGCAGUGGAGCUCUGGGUGUGAAGGUUAAAGUUGGAGACAGGAUCUUCCCCUUGGAGGCAGUGAAGCAGCUGAAGGAACUGAUGGAUUUAGAUGACAACGUUAGCCCUCGCGUCUCUGAGACGAGCGUGGUAGCUGCUUGUGCUAAUCCUGUCCUGCCUCAAGUCUUUCGGCCAGUUUGCCAAGGGAAGGGGACAGGCAUAAUUUUCUCCAAACUAGCCUCUAUCAUGGUGUCUUCAGAUCCUUGUGAGAUAUGUGUCAACCCUUCCUGCUAUGGGUGUCUGAACUGAGGCUGCCAUCUGCUAGAAACAUACACACGUCUGACUGAGAGCCUUUGGGGCCGUCAUCCUACAUCCUUCUUUAACAUUCAUAUGGCAACCAUUGACUUCGGCAAUACACAUCCUGUCACCUAACCAACCGCAAUGGGUCUCAUGGCUAUGGUCGACAUACACAUUUUUAAUUGAUAUAUAGGCUUAUCAAAAAAUGUAAAACUGGGUUUUGACCAUUUUUACAAGUUUUGGUAGAUGCUAAAGUAAAAUGGCAAAGCAGAUGUUUUGCAUUAUUUUAAUAUUACUUUGUUGUCUUCUUAUUGAACUUUUUAUUUAUUGAGUGUGUGCAGCUUCUUGAUAAUAAAAAUAUGUA
This is a messenger RNA of Trematomus bernacchii (emerald rockcod), 806 nucleotides long. Its product is annotated as guanylin-like. Gene Ontology annotation, molecular function: guanylate cyclase activator activity. The transcript is spliced from 3 exons. Gene Ontology annotation, cellular component: extracellular region. The record is from RefSeq and is a predicted model, not a curated record. Lineage: Eukaryota; Metazoa; Chordata; Actinopteri; Perciformes; Nototheniidae. Bases 125 to 454 code for a protein of 109 amino acids.